AUGCCAGAUGUGAGCGGCGCGGCGCGGCCAUACGAGAUGCUCGCUCUCAUGGGGCCCAGCGGUGCAGGCAAGUCGACCCUCCUGGACAUCCUUGCGGCUCGCAAAUCGGUCGGCCGCCUCACCGGCGCGGUCACCGUCAACGGGGCGCCUCGGGGCUCAAGCUUUGUCAGGUCGAUUUCAUACGUCCCCCAGGAGGACAAUUUCCUGCCCUCGAUGACAGUCAUCGAGACCUGUGAGCUGCACGCGGCGCUGACGCUGCCGCGGGGCACGCCGCGGCCGCAGGCGGCGUCGAGGAUAGAGGAGGUGCUGGCGGCAAUGGGGAUGCUGCACGCGCGCGACACACUGGUCGGCGGCGUUCUGCCCGGGGGCCUGAGCCUGCGCGGCCUGAGCGGCGGCGAGCGGCGGCGUGUUUCAGUGGCCAUCGGGAUUCUGGCCGCCCCCAGCAUCGUUUUCCUAGACGAGCCAACCAGCGGGCUGGACAGCUGCUCGGCGCUGGCUGUGGUGGAGCACUUGCGGGACCGCGCCCGCGACAGCGGCCUCACGGUCGUCGCCUCGAUCCACCAGCCGCGCGCCGCGGUGUGGUCCGCCUUCGACGCGUGCGCCGUGCUGUCGCAGGGCCUGGGCAUGUACCAGGGCCGCUGCGACGCCAUUGUCUCGUGGUUCGAGGGCGGCCUGGGGUACGGCCCCUGGGACUCUGCGGUGCACGGCACGGCCUCGGACUGGGUGAUGGAUCUCGUGAACGUGGGGUUCUCCAAAGCCGAGGUUUACGGGCAGCAGCAGCAGCGACAGGAAGCGGCGGCAGCGGCGGCGGAGAAGCAGCGCACGCAGAAGCCGGCGGCACCGCCGCUCGGGCCCGCGCUGUCGCAGCACCAGGUACAAUCAGCAGGCAAUGCGUGGAGCAUGCGGCCGUCGCUGACGUCUGCGACGCUGGGCAAACGCUCCUCGGCGGGCGGCACGCUCGCCACCGGCCCCGGCGCCCGCGAGGCCGCUGCCACCGUCGCCGUCGCCGGCAUCGUCGGCGCGCGCUGCAGCAUUGGGGACCCCCCGCCGUUGAUUGGGGGCAGCCUUAGGUCGUAUUGGCAGCGCCAGCAGCAGGACGUUGUCGUAGCUGCUCCUUUGCCCGUGCCUGCAAAGGACGGCAGCAGCAAAGAGCGCGAGGGCCGACCGGUCAUCAUCGUGAACACAGAGGCCGGGGAUCGGGGGUCCAACAGCAGCGGCUCUGCGUCCGUCGCGACGGCUGCGAGCGGCGCGAACGAGGGCGGCGCAGGGCUGGGGGCGGCGGCGAUGGCGGCGGCGAUGGCGAAGCGGCGGCCCACGUUCUGGAGCCAAUUCAGGGCGCUUUUCCGGCGCGAGCUUCUGGCGACAAUGCGCAAUCCUGCUGAUGUUGCCGGACGCAUGCUGCUUUUCGCCUGGGUCGGCUUGUUUUGCGGCCUGGUUUUCUGGCGGCUGGGCGACGGCUUUGACGCGGUUCGCAACCGCAUCAACCUGCUGUUCGUGGAGUGCCUGCAGUACAUGCUGCUGCCGUACGUGUACAUGAGCCUCUACGCCGCCGACCGCCGCCACUUCACCGCUGACAUCAGCGCGCGGCUGUACUCGCCCGGCCCUUACUACGCCGCCAAGACGCUGGCUGUUCUUCCUUUUGCGCUGGCCAACUGCCUGUUCAGCACCUUCAUCAUCUAUGGGAUGGCGGGGCUGCGGCUGACGCCCUUUGCGGUCGCCAUCAACGGCGUGACCAGCGCCAUCCUGUACCUAGUGGCUCAGCAGGUCCAGGCCCUGGCAGCCAUUUUGAUGCCAAAUGAGGAUGCGGCCUUCCUGCUUACUAUUGCGUACACGACCGUCAACAUCUACAUGUCAAACUUCGUCAUCCGGUUCCGCGACAUGGCCAACAGGUGGCUCAGCUUCCUCAGGUACACGAGCGCCGUCAACUUCGCCUACGCCUCGAUACUCCGCGCCGAGUUCGACGACCGCUCCCUCAGCUGCGCCGGCGGCAUCCCGCCCGAGAUGAUCGCGAGCGUGCAGUCCCUCCUGCCGAACGCGCCCAUGCUGCGCAUGCCCGCGCUGCUGCGCAUGGCGACUUCCCCGGGGGACGGCUGCCGCAUGCGGCUGGACGCCGUGCUCGAGUAUUUCGAGGUCGACCUGAGCAGCGGGGCGUACAUCGCGGCGCUGCUGCUGCACUUGGCAGCGAUGCACGCCGCGACGUUCGGCGCGCUGCUGCUGCUCGCGCGCAAGGAGCGGCGCUGA
This is a messenger RNA of Monoraphidium neglectum, 2241 nucleotides long. RefSeq names its product ABC transporter G family protein. Gene Ontology annotation, cellular component: membrane. Gene Ontology annotation, molecular function: ABC-type transporter activity; ATP hydrolysis activity; ATP binding. Lineage: Eukaryota; Viridiplantae; Chlorophyta; Chlorophyceae; Sphaeropleales; Selenastraceae. The record is from RefSeq and is a predicted model, not a curated record. Bases 1 to 2241 code for a protein of 746 amino acids. The transcript has 15 exons.